This is a messenger RNA of Hyla sarda, 2462 nucleotides long. RefSeq lists its product as uncharacterized. The transcript has 11 exons. The record is from RefSeq and is a predicted model, not a curated record. Gene Ontology annotation, molecular function: serine-type endopeptidase activity. Lineage: Eukaryota; Metazoa; Chordata; Amphibia; Anura; Hylidae. Gene Ontology annotation, biological process: proteolysis. The coding region runs from base 1 to 2301 and encodes 766 amino acids.
AUGGAGAAGACUCUGGUCUAUGUGAUGGCCAUGCUGCACCUCGGUUCAGACCGGCCUUUUGCCCUGCAGGGCUCUUGUGAUUCCUUUAUGGUCGCUAGAAGCUGUAGAGAAGAACUCUGUUUCAAGCAUUGCCACACACAGGAGUGGGGAGCAGCAUCAUGUGAUCAAUUUCCUUUCUGUAUUUCCUCAGCCUCUGUCACCUCUGGAUCUCAGCCAUCAUGCGGGUCUCCAGUCUACUCCAGUUGGAUUGUUGGUGGAACGGAUGCCUUGGAUGGAGAGUGGCCAUGGCAGGCCAGUUUUCAGUAUCUGGGCCAGCAUUUCUGUGGUGGGUCCUUGAUCUCCAGUCAGUGGGUGCUGACUGCUGCCCAUUGCUUCGAACCACUUUUACCCCUUGUUAACCUCGAGGUGCAGCUGGGAGCAUUCAAACUGUCCCUGGACAAUCCGCACAGCGUCUUCAAGAAGAUCAACUCAGUUUAUAUCCAUCCUGGCUAUAGUACUACAACAUAUGAAUGGGACAUCGCUUUGAUCAAGCUCAAUAGUCCGGUCAACUACACAGAUUACAUCAUGCCCAUCUGCCUGCCCUCCGCCUCCGUCAGCUUCCCCUGCGGCCUGGCAUGCUGGGUCACCGGCUGGGGAGAUACAGACUAUGAGGUGAGUUUACCAUCUCCUCAGACACUGCAGAAGGUUGAAGUCCAACUAAUUGACCAUAAGACUUGCGACAAGAUGUAUCACAUAAACUCAGAGGUCAGCGGCUCUACUGUCAUUGUGGAUAGCACUAUGGUAUGUGCUGGAUACUCCAAAGGAGGAAAAGACUCUUGUCAGGGAGACUCCGGAGGUCCUCUUGUGUGUAAGGUUAAUGGUGCCUGGUACCAACCCGGUGUUGUAAGCUCGGGAGAUGGAUGUGCCAAACCCAACCGCCCCGGGUUGUACACCCUGGUCACCGUCUCUCAGUCCUGGAUCCAGUCUUAUAUUCCGGAGUUGACCUUCCAAACUCUGACUAAUAUCCCGGAACCAACCGCAGAAUGCAGAGGGAACGUGAACAUGUCCUGUUAUUUGUUGACCUUUCUUGUUAUAGCAGUCUCAGUGUUCCGAUAUCUGCCUGUCAAAGAUGCAACAAGAUUUGUCAGCAAGAACAACAGUGGAAUUAAUUAUGUUAUGCCGCUGAUAUUUCUUGUAGAGAAAACACUAAUGGUGAUGAUUGAGGAAGGAGGGAUGGAGGAAGGUUCCCAUCUGGCUGGCAGCAGUAUGGAUAUUCUUUUUGAGGAGGAGUUGGAUGAGAAGGAUGAGAAAGUGGGACCUAAAGAGAAUUUGGAGCUGGAAUCUGUCGAAUGGAUAGGGGACAAGGAACAAGGACAAGGUGACAGUGAUUUUGAUCAUGACACUGCGGUGGACGCCAGUUCUGUCUGUGGUUCUCCAGUGGUCUCCGGGCGUAUAGUUGGCGGCACAGAUGCUCUGGAUGGAGAAUGGCCGUGGCAGGUCAGCCUGCUUUAUAACAUACAGGGGAAACUCUACCACAUAUGUGGAGGGUCCCUGAUCUCAUCCCAAUGGGUCAUGUCCGCUGCCCAUUGCUUCGGAAAUGAUAAUAACAUUUCAAACUAUUACGUGCUGCUGGGCGCCUACCAACUCCAAGUCAACAAUUCCAACCAAGCCGUAUACAGUCUGUCGAACGGUUAUAUCAGUUCCCAAUAUGUAAGUUCAAAUGGCGUUAUAGGGGACAUCGCCCUGCUGAAGCUCUCCGUUCCCGCCACCUACACCAAUGACAUCAUGCCCGUCUGUCUACCGUCAUCCACCGUCAAUUUCCCUUGUGGCAUGGAAUGCUGGGUCACCGGCUGGGGAGAUAUCAGCUAUAAUGUGAGCUUGCCGAACCCCAGGACUCUUCAGAAGGUGAUGGUCCAACUGAUCGACUACAAGACGUGUGACUCCAUGUACCAUAUCAACUCCACGACCAGCAGUUAUACCACCAUUAUCUAUAACUCCAUGAUAUGUGCUGGAUACUCCGCCGGAGGGAAGGACUCCUGUCAGGGAGACUCCGGAGGUCCUCUUGUGUGCAAGGUGAAUGGCAUCUGGUACCAGGCCGGUGUUGUAAGUUUUGGAGACGGAUGUGGCAAACCCAACCGUCCUGGGGUGUACACCCUGGUAUCUGCUUAUCAGUCGCUGAUCCAGUCAACCAUACCAAGUCAGAGCUUCCAAAGUCUGACCAAUAUUCCACAACCAAACACAAAAUGCAGUGGAAACAUGAACAUGUCGUGUUAUAUGCUGACGCUUCUCCUUAUAGCGGUCUCAGUGCUCCGAUAUCUCUAGCCUAUAACGUACAGGAUGAAGCAAUGAAGAAAAUCUUAAUGGUGUGUCAGAAAUUAAGGUCGUAGAAGAAUACAAUACAUGCCCAAAUCUUCAUCGUAGUCACGGAGUCACUAUGGAAUCUUCUAAGAGUGGACAAAAUUCAAAGUCCCCUAAGAGUGAAU